AUGCCACCUUUGUUUACGUAUAUCUACCUCCCUUCUUUUCUUUCUUCUUUACGUUUUUUUAUUUCUUUUUUUAGUCUUUGUUUCUCAAUUUCCUUUUCUUCUUUCUUUUCUUUUUCUCUCUUUCUUAUUUCUUUUUCUUUUCUUUUUUUUCACUUUUCUAUUUUCUUUCUACACUGCGAUGACAUUCACCAAAAUGGCGGCGCUGGUGAGAACGGGGUCUAUCUGAUUAAGCCGGAUUAUGCGCCGCACCCAUUCAGAGUCGAGUGCGAGUUUGAAUCCGAUAAAGCAUGGACCCUUAUACAGAAGCGAAGCAACGGCGAAGUGGACUUUUAUCGUGGAUGGAAUGACUACAAGAACGGGUUCGGUACGGUCGGCGGCGAAUUCUGGUUGGGCAACGAGAAAAUCUAUUACCUGAGCGUGCAGGCCACCUACGAACUGCAGAUCAACAUGUGGGACUGGGAAGACGUUACCCGAGGUACGUCCACUCAGACUGGCAAUUACUACCAAGGAGGAAGCUCGUUCUUCUUCGUGGAAGAUGAAAAGAACUAUUACAAGCUGCGAGUUCCAGAGGUAAGAAGACAAACAUCUAUCAUAUUUUUAUACUUUCUCUCUUUGAACAAGACGAGUUAG
This is a messenger RNA of Acanthosepion pharaonis, 630 nucleotides long. The record is from the annotation of a GenBank genome assembly. NCBI's taxonomy places the organism in Eukaryota, Metazoa, Mollusca, Cephalopoda, Sepiida, Sepiidae.